Lipotes vexillifer (Yangtze River dolphin) is the source of this 3207-nucleotide messenger RNA. RefSeq names its product unc-51 like autophagy activating kinase 1 (gene ULK1). Gene Ontology annotation, molecular function: protein serine/threonine kinase activity; ATP binding. Gene Ontology annotation, cellular component: phagophore assembly site; phagophore assembly site membrane; cytoplasm. The transcript is spliced from 29 exons. Gene Ontology annotation, biological process: negative regulation of collateral sprouting; positive regulation of autophagy; reticulophagy. NCBI's taxonomy places the organism in Eukaryota, Metazoa, Chordata, Mammalia, Artiodactyla, Lipotidae. The record is from RefSeq and is a predicted model, not a curated record. Bases 40 to 3207 code for a protein of 1055 amino acids.
CCAGAGCCGCCAGCCCCCAGGCCUGGCCCGGCCCGCGCCAUGGAGUCCGGCCGCGGCGGCCUGGAGACCGUGGGCAAGUUCGAGUUCUCGCGCAAGGACCUGAUUGGGCAUGGCGCCUUCGCCGUGGUCUUCAAGGGGCGCCACCGCGAGAAACACGACCUGGAGGUCGCUGUCAAGUGCAUUAACAAGAAGAACCUGGCCAAGUCCCAGACUCUCCUGGGGAAGGAGAUCAAGAUCCUCAAGGAAUUGAAACAUGAAAACAUCGUGGCGUUGUAUGACUUCCAGGAAAUGGCCAAUUCCGUCUACCUGGUCAUGGAGUACUGUAACGGCGGUGAUCUGGCCGACUACCUGCACACCAUGCGGACGCUGAGCGAGGACACCAUCCGGCUCUUCCUGCAGCAGAUCGCCGGCGCCGUGCGGCUAUUGCACAGCAAGGGCAUCAUCCACCGGGACCUGAAGCCCCAGAACCUCCUGCUGUCCAACCCUGGCGGGCGCCGUGCCACCCCCAGCAGCAUCCGGGUCAAGAUUGCCGACUUCGGCUUUGCCCGGUACCUGCAGAGCAACAUGAUGGCGGCCACGCUCUGCGGCUCCCCCAUGUACAUGGCCCCCGAGGUCAUCAUGUCCCAGCACUACGACGGGAAGGCGGAUCUGUGGAGCAUCGGUACCAUCGUGUACCAGUGCCUGACAGGGAAGGCGCCCUUCCAGGCCAGCAGCCCCCAGGACCUCCGCCUCUUCUAUGAGAAGAACAAGACGCUGGUCCCCCCCAUCCCCCGGGAGACCUCGGCCCCGCUGAGACAGCUGCUCCUGUCUCUGCUUCAGCGCAACCACAGAGACCGCAUGGACUUCGAUGAGUUUUUCCAUCACCCCUUCCUUGAGGCCAGUGCCGCUGUGAAGAAGUCCCCGCCCGUGCCCGUGCCCUCGUACCCAAGCUCGGGGUCCGGCAGCAGCUCCAGCAGCAGCUCCACCUCACACCUGGCCUCCCCACCGUCCCUGGGGGAGGUGCAGCAGCAGCUCCAGAAGACCCUGACGUCCCCGGCCGAGGCCGCCGGCUUCCUGCAGGGCUCCCGGGACUCGGGCGGCAGCAGCAGGGACUCGUCCUGUGACACUGAUGACUUUGUCAUGGUCCCGGCCCAGCUUCCAGGUGACCUGGUAGCCGAGGCGGUCGGUGUCAAGCCGCCACCGGACAGCCUGAUGUGCAGCGGGAGCUCGCUGGCGGCCUCUGCUGGCCUGGAGAGCCGCGGCCGGACCCCGUCUCCUUCCCCGCCCUGCAGCAGCUCCCUCAGCCCCUCAGGCCGGGCCGGGGCAUCCUCCAGCAGCAGGUGCGGGGCCUCGGCCCCCAUCCCAGUCCCCACUCAGGUGCAGAACUACCAGCGCAUUGAGCAGAGCCUUCAGUCGCCCACCCAGUACCAGGCGGCGCGGUCCUCUGCCAUCCGCAGGUCAGGCAGCACCAGCCCGCUGGGCUUUGCACGGGCCAGCCUGUCACCCCCGUCUCACGCCGAGCAUGGAGCCGCCCUGUCCAGGAAGUUCUCCCUCGGUGGGGGCCGGCCCUACACGCCGUCUCCCCAGGUUGGAACCAUCCCCGAGCGGCCAGGCUGGAGCGGGGCGCCCUCCCCCCAAGCAGCCGAGAUGCGGGGUGGCAGGUCCCCUCGUCCAGGCUCCUCGGCACCUGAGCACUCUCCCCACAGCGCCGGGCUGGGCUGCCGCCUGCACAGUGCCCCGAACCUGUCCGACCUGCGUGUGGUCCGUCCCAAGCUGCCCAAGCCCCCCACGGACCCACUGGGGGUGGCGUUCGGCCACCCGCAAGCCAGCCCCCCGCAGCCCUCCCACGGGCUGCAGUCCUGCCGGCCCCUGCGCGGCUCGCCCAAGCUGCCCGACUUCCUGCAGCGGAACCCCCUGCCCCCUAUUCUGGGCUCCCCGACCAAGGCCGUGCCCGCGUUCGACUUCACCAAGACCCCCAGCUCCCAGAACUUGCUGACUCUCCUGGCCCGGCAGGGUGUGGUGAUGACGCCGCCUCGGAACCGGACGCUGCCCGACCUCUCUGAGGCGGGGCCCUUCCAGGGGCAGCAGCUGGGCCCCGGCCUGCGGCCCACCGAGGACACCAAGGGCCCCUUUGGCAGGUCCCUCAGCGCCGGCCGCCUCACGGAUCUGCUCCUUAAGGCUGCCUUUGGGACGCAGGCCCCUGACUCAGGCAGCGUGGACAGCCUGCAAGAAAAGCCCAUGGAGACCGGGCCGUCUGCUGGCUUCGGAGGGAACCUGCACCCGGGAGCCCGUGCUGGGGGCGCCGGCAGCCCUUCCCCCGUGGUAUUCACGGUGGGCUCGCCCCCCAGCGGGACCACACCGCCCCAGGGCCCCCGUGCCACCGUGUUCUCAGGGGGCCCCUCCAGCCCCCUCGGCUCGGCAGGCUCCUCCUCCGCCCGUCACCUGGCGCCCGGGGCCUACGGCGAGGCCCCCCUCGAGGUACCCGCCCCCGGCCACUGCCGCAGCUUUGCCGACCCCGUUGCCGCCAACCUGGAGGGGGCCGUGACCUUCGAGGCCCCCGACCUGCCCGAGGAGACCCUCAUGGAGCAAGAGCACACGGAGAUGCUGCACAGCCUGCGCUUCACGCUCGGCUUCGUCCAGCACGUCCUGGAGAUCGCGGCCCUGAAGGGCAGUGCCAGCGAGGCGGCCGGGGGGCCCGAGUACCAGCUGCAGGAGAGCGUGGUGGCUGACCAGAUCAGCCUGCUGAGCCGCGAGUGGAGCUUCGCGGAGCAGCUGGUGCUCUACCUGAAGGCGGCCGAGCUCCUCUCCUUGGGCCUGCAGACUGCCAUCGACCAGAUCCGGGCCGGCAAGCUCUGCCUGUCGUCCACCGUGAAGCAGGUGGUGCGGAAGCUGAACGAGCUGUACAAGACGAGCGUGGUGUCCUGCCAAAGCCUGAGCCUGCGGCUGCAGCGCUUCUUUCUAGACAAGCAGCGGCUCCUAGACCGCAUCCAGAGCGUCACCGCCGAGAAGCUCAUCUUCAGCCACGCGGUGCAGACAGUGCAGUCGGCCGCCCUGGAUGAGAUGUUCCACCGCCGGGAGGACUGUGUCCAGCGCUACCACAAGGCCCUGCUGCUCAUGGAGGGGCUGCAGCAGAUCCUCUCGGACCAGGCAGACGUGGAGAACAUCGCCAAGUGCAAGCUGUGCAUCGAGCGGAGACUCUCGGCCCUGCUGUCCGGCAUCUGUGCCUGA